GAAAAGAGAGCUAUCACAACAUCCAUCAUAUCUCAGCUGAAUCAGACCAGAUUUCUGAACUGAAAUACAUCUUUGAAUUUGGAAUGAUGGGGCCCCUGAUCACUGCCUUCUUCCUGCUGUUGUUUUCAGGGACCACAGUUCUUGGACAGAAGCCUCAAAGUGCCCCUAAACCAGGAAAACAGUGUGAUUCUCUGGUAUACAAGGACAAAGAACAAUCAAAAGGCACACCCUUUUUCACAAACAAGGCCUACUUCAAUGGAAAACCCAUCUACCAAUAUGACAGCAAUAGCAAGGAGGCAGUGCCGGAACCAGGAUGGGAAAAUGCUGAUGACUGGAACCAGGAGAGUCAGUUUCAGAAAAGAAGAGAAGGUUUUGGAAUGGAGUACCUGCGAGAAAUCAUGGCCUACUAUAAAGAUGUCAGUGGUUUGCAUGUCUUCAAUGGAACUUAUGGCUGUGAACUUUGCAAGAAUGGUGCCACCAAUGGAUUCUGGCGUUAUGAUUAUGAUGACCGACCAUUUAUUGAGUUUGACAAGGAAAAACCAGCCUGGAUCCCAAAGGAACCGGCAGCUAACAUUAUCAAGGAGAAAUGGGAGGCAGACGGUUCUGUGACUCAGGCCAAGGAAUAUCUGGAAAAGACAUGUAUUGAGAAUCUCAAACAAUACCGGGAUUAUAAGAAGGCUAAUUAGGAUAAACCAGGUUGCCAAGAUUGAGGGGGACUCAGGAAUGGAGCUCCAUCUUAAGCCCAAGAAGAGAAUGAAAAGCUGUGAAGAUCUUCAUUACCAUCCCCCUACUUAACAGUGACCUUUCACUGCAUUUCCAGCAAAGAGAAUUACAUAGAUCCAGAUUCUUCCCUGUAAGAGCUUUCAAUGUAAAAUAAAAAACAUUAAGCUGAACAACUAAAUGUCUCAUAAAACAAAAUAAAAGUCAUACAGUAUUUACUUGUG
Messenger RNA from Vombatus ursinus (common wombat), 944 nucleotides. RefSeq names its product zinc-alpha-2-glycoprotein-like. Gene Ontology annotation, biological process: immune response. Gene Ontology annotation, cellular component: external side of plasma membrane. The coding region runs from base 84 to 686 and encodes 200 amino acids. Lineage: Eukaryota; Metazoa; Chordata; Mammalia; Diprotodontia; Vombatidae. The record is from RefSeq and is a predicted model, not a curated record. The transcript has 4 exons.